CAUUCUCUUUCGGUGCUCUCUCUCUCUCUCUGGUUCCCGAAAUUGGCCUGCGUCGGAGACGAAUCGAAGAGGGUGUUUGUUGAAGCAAAAGGCGAAUCGAAAAGGGGGUUUGGUAAAUCGAAAGCCUCUUCGAAGAGGCUGUCUCUCCCUCUCUCUCUGUCUUGUUCCCGAAAAUCGCAUGCGUCGAAAACGAAUCGAAGAUGGCGUUUAGUGAAUCGAAAGGCGAAUCAGCAAAGAGCUGUCUCUGUCUCUGUCGCUGUCGCUCCCGGAAACCACAUGCAUCAACAAUCGAAAGGACGAGAGGCAGGCAGAGAAGGAAGGAGGUGUCGAUUCCUCUGCGAUUAGGGUUUCGUCAAGAGAAGUGAGAAUGGUGGCGGACAAGAGCAAGAAGGCGAAAAUUGAAGAGGAAAACGUGGAGCAAAUCGAUGGAGAGCUUGUCCUCUCGAUCGAGACGCUUCAGGAGAUCCAAGACGACCUCGAGAAGAUAAACGAAAAGGCUAGCGAUGAAGUGUUGGAAGUGGAGCAGAAGUACAACGUGAUAAGGAAGCCUGUUUAUGACAAGCGUAACGAGAUCAUCAAAGCCAUCCCUGACUUCUGGCUCACUGCUUUCUUGAGCCACCCUGCUUUAGGUGAGCUUUUGACUGAAGAAGACCAAAAGAUUUUCAAAUAUCUUAGCUCUCUGGAUGUUGAGGAUGCGAAAGAUGUGAAAUCUGGAUACUCCAUCGCCUUUCACUUCAAUCCCAACCCCUACUUUGAGGAUGAGAAACUCACCAAGACUUUUACCUUCCUCGAAGAAGGGACAACGAAAAUCACAGCCACACCUAUCAAAUGGAAAGAGGGCAAGGGCUUACCAAAUGGAGUGAAUCACGAGAAGAACGGAAACAAACGUGCACUACCUGAAGAGAGUUUCUUUACCUGGUUUAGCGAUGCGCAACACAAGGAGGACCUUGAUGUAGAGAUUAAUGACGAGCAGGUUGCGGAUGUCAUCAAGGAAGAUUUAUGGCCCAACCCUCUCACCUACUUCAACAAUGAGGCUGAUGAAGAGGAUUUUGAUGAAGAUGACGAUGAUGACGAUGAUGAAGAUGAGGAGGGGAAAGAAGGUGAUUCUGGUGAAGAUGAUGACGAAGAUGACAAAGAUGGUGAGGAAUGAUGAGAUGGUUCCUUCCCCAUAAACCACAUUUGCUUACAUGUAAUGUGUCAAGUUUGUGUGUUUGAAUAGUUCUUUUAAUUUACGCAAAAUGUCUCGUGACAACAAAAGACAAGACAAGCUAGUAGUAUCUUUUGUUUGUAUGAAAACUCUUUCCAGAAUUUGUUGCAGUGUCCGUACUUAGAA
This is a messenger RNA of Brassica napus (rape), 1333 nucleotides long. Its product is annotated as NAP1-related protein 2. Gene Ontology annotation, cellular component: chromatin; nucleus. The transcript has 11 exons. Gene Ontology annotation, molecular function: histone binding; chromatin binding. The coding region runs from base 368 to 1150 and encodes 260 amino acids. The record is from RefSeq and is a predicted model, not a curated record. Lineage: Eukaryota; Viridiplantae; Streptophyta; Magnoliopsida; Brassicales; Brassicaceae. Gene Ontology annotation, biological process: nucleosome assembly.